AAGAUCAUAGCCUUCUUCCAUCCCUUCUGCAACUCAGGCGGUGGUGGAGAGCGGGUCCUGUGGGUCGCCCUCAGAGCCCUUCACCACAAAUACCCUGAUUAUCAUUACGUGGUCUACACGGGUGAUGUGGAGGCCGCGCCCGAAGACAUCAAAGCGAAAGUUAAAAAGCAGUUUCAAAUGGACUUAAACUUUGCCAUCAGUUUCGUGUACCUCAAGAGGCGAUACCUCAUUGGUUCCCAUUUGUAUCCAGUCUUCACGCUUUUGGGUCAAAGCAUUGGCUCAAUAUUUCUGGGCUUUGAGGCCAUCUUCGGGUGCGUUCCCGACGUCUUCAUCGACAGCAUGGGCUACGCCUUCACGCUCCCGGUGUUCAAGUAUUUGGGUAACUGUCGGGUCGGCGCUUACGUCCACUACCCGACCAUAAGCACCGAUAUGUUGGAUAUGGUGGCUAACACUCGCACGUCUUAUAACAACCGGCAGAUUAUAAGCAACAGUCGAGUACUAACGAGUGGUAAACUCCUGUAUUACAAGCUGUUUGCAUACCUGUAUGGAGUGGUCGGCCGAAUGGCGCUCAUAGUUAUGGUGAACGGGAGUUGGACUCAGAGGCACAUCGAGAGGAUUUGGGACCGAAAGGCGGUCCGAGUGUAUCCGCCUUGUAAUACAGAUGAGUUGAAACGCCUGCCCCUUCAAAACAAGAAACACCUGCAGAUCGUAUCGAUCGGUCAAAUCAGACCCGAGAAGAACCACAGCUUACAACUCACGGCAUUCAAAGAGUUCGUCGAUAGGCUGUCCACCGAA
This is a messenger RNA of Oppiella nova, 795 nucleotides long. Lineage: Eukaryota; Metazoa; Arthropoda; Arachnida; Sarcoptiformes; Oppiidae. The record is from the annotation of a GenBank genome assembly.